This is a messenger RNA of Nematostella vectensis (starlet sea anemone), 3555 nucleotides long. RefSeq lists its product as uncharacterized. The transcript has 2 exons. The record is from RefSeq and is a predicted model, not a curated record. NCBI's taxonomy places the organism in Eukaryota, Metazoa, Cnidaria, Anthozoa, Actiniaria, Edwardsiidae. The coding region runs from base 865 to 2598 and encodes 577 amino acids.
GGCUGGCAACUUAAUUCUGACUACCAGAUUUUAAGCAGUACGAAUCACAUCGGUACAGGGUGGGUGAGGGGUGGAACUAUCCCCGAAUCGAGUUUUUUAGCAAUCCGCCUAAAAACCUGCGGGAAAUGAUUUUUUGAAUGUCAAUUUUAGCUUUCCGUCGAUGAUCGGGACAUAGCGGCUGGUCAAAUGGGAUCCUCGCAAUGUAAUUUGCAUAGACAGCGUAGCCCCACACCACCCUAGACCUCUCUUUGUCCCUUCUCUAUUUCAUUCUGUUUAUUUUCCCCCCACCACUACAGCCACUAGCCAUCUUCAUACCACACCGCAAUUUUCCUAAUCAUCUUUUUUUCACCUACCCACCACACACUACCACAGCCUGUUUUGCAGCCCCACAUUUCAACCACUCGUUUAGCCCAUCCACCUUUUCAGUGUAAUUACAUUACACCAUCUCCAAUAUGCAUUAUCUUAGUAGCCAUUCUUCACCAUCACCUCCUACAUCACCAUGCUAUAUAAUUACACCCACUUCACUACCACACCAUUUUAGGCCCCUGCGUCUUGGUACGAAUACCCGAUCCAAACCAAAAAAUUAAGGUACCACCCUUGUCUCAUUAACAUACUUAAUAGUAUCGACCCAAAAUUCGGGACAAACUUAUAUCGCUCUGAAGGGACUACCUCUGACCUAUCCGAUGGCUCAAGAAGACCGCUGACAGGUCUCCCCGGUCGGCCAUCUUGGAUCACGGUCAUUCGUUAUGCUCCGAGAUACAGAGACACACUGACUCUUAUUCAAUCGUAUCAUCGUUUGUGAUUAAAGACCAUAAACAAUCUACAAUCGAGGAGUUUUCUUCAUGAUACGAUUGAUUCGCCGCCAUGGUUGUCAUCGAAUGCACUGUACCCGACUGUGAGUUCAAGACCACCGGCGCGUCCGAGGCUGUGGCAAUUGCCCUAUUGGCCAACCACAACCUGGUCCACAGAAAUGAAGCUCAAACCGGGCGCCUACCAGCCAACACAGCUCCCAAAGGGCCAAAACUAGACCGGCCGAAGAUUGACGUCGGCGUAACAAUGGAAGAGUGGAACAUCUUUACACGAAGAUGGAAAGUGUUCCGGGCAGGCUCUGGGAUUGACGAAAAUUCAGCCCCAUCACAGUUUUUCCAGUGCGCUGGCACUGAGCUGGGAGACAGCAUCCUCAAGGCUAACCCCAAUGCUGCAAACGAGUCACUAACCCAACUGAUGGAAGCCAUGCGAUCCCUCGCCAUUAUCCCCAUUGCUACCUGUGUGCUCCGCACUGAACUCCUCCAGAUGCGACAAGAGCGAGACGAGUCAUUCAGGUCCUUCACGGCCAAAGUAAGAGGCAAAGCCGAAACCUGCGCCUACAACGCGAAGUGCUCAUGUAGUCGUCCCGUCGACUACACAGACCACGUAAUCCGUGACGUCAUCAUUAACGGACUAUACGAUAACGAGAUUCGGAGGGAAGUCCUGGGCAUUGACGGUAUCCUGGAGAAGCCGAUAAAUCAAGUCAUCGCCGUAGUAGAGAGUAAGGAAAUGGCACGCAACGCCCUGCCCCCUUCCCCCUCAUUAUCCGCCGUCUCAUCCUUCCAGAGACAGAAAACAAACUCACCGCACCCUGCCUCAAGCCCCCCUCAAGCGGAUCAGGCGAAAGAAGCAACAUGCCCCGGAUGUCAAAAGACAUUCAAGCUGUUUACCGAAGGAACUCGCGGAUGGAACAAAAAACCGCACCAGCUGUGCAUCGACUGUCAUAGGGUGAACCGGCGAUCAAGACGCCCACAGCGACAGCCUCAACAACGCUCGCCCCAGGCCCCGACGGUCCAUGCCAACCAAGCAGAGCCGAUUGCUCAGAUAUCAUCCCUCCACGGUGAGACGAAACAAGAUACCCGCCCCACCACACACGCCACCACGGCCAAGCGGCCCGUACGUCUAGACCACCACAUCUUCUCCAAGGGAGAAUGGAAGCGAGCCCGCUUCAGGGAUCACCCCAGGGUACCAAUCACAAUCUCGCUCGCACGAAAGGGCAGACAUCGGAAGGAAACCGCCGACACCACCCCCGACAUACACGCCGCCGUGUCUGCCAUAGCAGAAACAGGAGGACAAUCCGACCUAUGGUCCCUGGCGGACUUCUUAGCAUGUGGCUUCUCGAGAGAAGAGCUCCAACCCAUCAGACCUAGCCUAACGGCGGCUAAUAACUCGCCCAUAUCCAUAGAAGGGGCGUUCUUCGCCAAACUCAGCGCAACAUCCUACAGUGGACAAUCCACGACGUCAUUCUCCAUGGUGUACGUGAGCAGCUCGGUACGAGAUAUGUACCUUUCUUACGACUCGCUUCUGAACCUAGACCUCCUGCCGCACUGUUUCCCACGCCCUGAUGACGUCACAAAGGCCUCUAACGAGCGACGACCCGCCUCACAAAAUAAAACCCGCCCCAACUACACCUCGCCAACCACCAAUGCCGCUCGCAUCGUCAACGAAGGAUGUACCAAACCUGCCUCUGAACAUGACGUCACAUGUUCGUGCCCCCAGCGUGAGACAACCCCACCACGCCCCCUUCAGAGCUGCCGUUCCCCUGCACACCAGCGAACAACACUAAGAUGAAAGCCUGGCUCCUGAACAGAUACGCCUCGUCCACGCUUAAUACCUGCCCUCAUCGAGCACUCCCUUGCAUGGAGGGCCCGCCCGUAGAGAUCCACGUGGACCCCACCGCCAAACCCACUGCCUGCCACACACCGGCCAAUAUACCCCUCCACUGGCAAAAACGCGUGUACGAAGACCUCCUCCGUGAUGAAGCCCUUUGGCGUGGUAGAGCGAGUCCCCUAUGGCGAACCAGUCACGUGGUGCCACAGAAUGGUAGUCACACGGAAGCACGAUGGAUCACCUCGCCGCACAGUGGACCUCUCACCACUCAACAAGUACUGCCAACGCGAGACGUAUGCGACGGAAUCACCGUUUCAACUCGCGCGGCGCAUUCCCAACGACACAUGGAAGACCGUGACCGACGCAUGGAACGGUUACCACAGCGUACCCUUACGCUCAUCAGACCGCCACCUGACCACCUUUAUCACUCCAUUUGGCCGCUGGCGCUACACACGGGCACCCCAAGGCUUCCUCUCCUCGGGGGAUGGAUACAAUCGGAGGUUCGACGCCAUCCUAGCUGAAUUUGAGCGCAAAGAACGAUGCGUUGACGACACGGUGCACUACGACCAUGACCUGGAACAACACUGGUGGAGGACCAUCGAAUUCCUCACUCGCGUCGGACAGGCUGGGAUAGUCCUCAAUCCCGACAAAUUUCAGUUCGCCGGGAGGAGCGUGGACUUCGCGGGAUUCCACGUCUCAGACCACACCAUUGAGCCACUCCCGAAAUACCUCGACGCCAUCAGAGAAUUUCCCACCCCAACUAGCACGACAGACAUCAGAAGCUGGUUUGGCCUGGUGAACCAAGUGUCCAAUUACGCGCAACUCCGCGAUCUGAUGGCACCCUUUAAGCCAUUCCUGAGUCCCCGCCACAAGUUCUUAUGGUCAUCCGAGCUCGAAGAAGCAUUUCAAGCCUCCAAA